Molecule: messenger RNA, 939 nt
Organism: Penaeus vannamei (Pacific white shrimp)
Lineage: Eukaryota; Metazoa; Arthropoda; Malacostraca; Decapoda; Penaeidae
Source: RefSeq, a predicted model, not a curated record
ACCCUCGGUGGAUCAGGUCGUGACCAGGACUGCCACAACACCUGCUUCACCCUCCCAAGUCCCCCUUCAGGUGCCCCGUCGGAGACCAGCUGCUCCGGUAGCAGGGCGAUCCACAGGUGGCUGACACCGGCGUCAGCAGCAACGACGUAGCGGAGGCAUCCCGCUCGCACGCACGCACGCACGCGAUUGUGCCUCGCGACCAUGGACGCGGUGAGCAAGGACAGCGGCUUCGCGGCGCUCGACCACGAUGACAACGAGGACGUGGUGGUCAAGAGCGCCAUCAACGGCGAGGCCCUGCCGCCGAUGAAGGCCGACGCGCCGCCAGCGGCAGCCGCCAAGCCCGUAAAUGGCGCCGCAGGCGUGUCGGCGCCGUCCCCCAAGCCGGAGCAGAAUGGCAAGCAGGUAGACGGCCCGGCGGGCAAGCAGGGCGCGAGUGAGCCAGCCAAAGCAGGUGAGGUCACGGGCCCCGCGCCAGCAGGCGGAGGAGCAGGCGCCGCCAACGGGGCGCACGAGGGCCAGGCACAGGACGCCAAGCAGGAGACGAAGCCGGACGAGAAGGACAAGCCGCAGGAGAAGAAGCCCGAGGCAGGGAAGCCCGGCGAGGAGAAGGAAGCCAAGCCAGAGUCCAAGCCAGGCGAGAAGCCGGAGUCAGCGAAGAAGGAAGAGACCAAGGAAGUAAAGGCGGAAGCGAAACCAGAAGAAACGAAAAAGGAACAGGUAAGCAAACCAGAAGAAGUAAAGAAACCGGAAGAAGCCAAGAAACCAGAAGAAACUAAGAAACCAGAGGAAGAAGAGGCCCAAGAAACCAGAAGAAAUAUCAAGAAAGAAGAAACCAAGAAAGCCAGAGGAAGCCAGAAGCCAGAAGAAAAGAAAGAAGAAGAAGCCAAGAAGGAGGAGAAGGCCAAGCCAGAAUCCGCCAAGGCCGAGACUCCGAAGUAG